CCCUUAUUACUAUAAAAGCCCAGCUUUUGCCAAGUCACUAUCAGUCCAGCAAUCGUCCCAUACGCACUCGCACCAUGAAGAUAAUAGCUUGGUUCUUUUGGUGCCUCGCUGCCAUCGUCGCUAAAGUGUCAGCAGGAGGACAUGGGGGUCACCAUCACGUCAAGUUUAUUAUUCCGUACCAUCACAAGACCAUCAAGCACACCCAUACCAUCCACAAGACCAUACAUCACAAACAUGAGGGUGGCGGUGGCGGUCAUGGGUUGGGACACAGCCAUGGGGGAGUCCCCAAAGGAUGGCAUUAGAGUAGUGUCUCUUUUUCUCUUGUGAUAUUCCUCAGUUCUUUGAAAAGUGAAGCAGACAGAUUUUUGUAAUGCUUGCUUUUCGACCAUGUUACCUUAUAGUAUUAUUGUUUCAUUUUUGUUGUUGUUUGUUUUGUUUUUUUGUAUAUAGUUUUUACUAAUCUCUAUGUAAUCAAUCUGUGUUUUCUUCAGCCACUGUACAAAUUAUCUUGUAUUUUAUCUACUAAUAAUAAUGAAAGAAAAUAGAGAGUU
This is a messenger RNA of Tribolium madens (black flour beetle), 551 nucleotides long. Its product is annotated as transcription factor MafA-like. Bases 75 to 302 code for a protein of 75 amino acids. The record is from RefSeq and is a predicted model, not a curated record. Lineage: Eukaryota; Metazoa; Arthropoda; Insecta; Coleoptera; Tenebrionidae. The transcript has 2 exons.